GUUACUAAUCCACUAGCAUCCAAGUAAUGAUGAAAUUAUUAUAAUACUCCUCCGGUAAGCCACCCCCGCGUCUGAUUCGCUUCGCACUUGCCGACUCCUGGCAGGAGAUAGCGAUCGUUACGCUUUUUAUCUUCUCUUUUUGUGUGGAUACAAACCAAACCCUAGAGGAAUUGUCAGAGAGAUUGGCAUUGGGAUUUCCUCCCCUUCUCUUACAGAUCAAAUGCCAAAGAAAAGGGGUAAAAGAACUGUUAAUAAUCCAGCUAAUGCUGCUCCUGAAUCCAACCAGGAGGAGCCCCAGAAGGGUGCAGCGUCGGAGCAUGAAGAUUCUGUUGAACGCCAGAGUGCAGCAGUUAGGGCUCUUCGCGAUGUUGAGAUUGAACAACUACGCACCAUGAUACGUUUGCUAUGCUCUAACUUCAGCAAUGAACAGCUUCAAGUUCCAGUCUUGCAAUUUUUCAGAGAAAACCUCCCAAAUCUGGCAGUCUUGAGAAACGAGAAUGAUGGUACGUAUGAAGUGCAAUGGAGAAAAGAUGGGCGUACCUUAGCAAUGGACCAACUAGAUGGAAGAAAUAUACACACUUCGCUUCUACAGAAAUUAUCAGUUAUUUAUCCCAACUGCUCUACUGCAAUCCCAUCUUUUGGUGGGUUUGAGUUUUCAAAUAAGUCAGUGACCAAUGUAUUUGGGGAAAAAGAUCUCCAAAUUAAGGGUUUGGUAUUAGAAGAACCAGUUGAGACUCUACUGUUUGAUCAGCAGGAUCCUCUCCAAACUCCGGCAUUUCAGGUACAUAACAACCGGUUAUCUGUUGGUACAACACCAAAAACAUUGAGGUUUCCCAAACACGGGGAGAUGCUUUUAUCAGUACAUGGUUCCCCCCUCGGGGUUUACAAGGAAGACAUGGAAGCAAUACACGAAUCAGAAGAUGGUUGUGCUUAAGUGAUUUUGGCCCCGUUGUAUUCCAUGGGUUGGUGUGGAAGGCAUUACUAUUCUUUAUCUGAUCGUGGUUCAUUCAAGCGUUAGGCGUUUAUGCCACAUGAUAUGCUUUUAACACAUUAUAGUAUGAUUGUUAUUAUUACUAUCCCAAUGGAAGGGAGUGGAUUCACAUUCAACCAUUCCUCUUGCUCCUUCCUUCUACUUCUACUAUUUUUUCCACCUUCUGUAAUUUAGUAAUUUUUGUUUUUUAUUGUGCAUCCACCUUGUACACUUUAUCUUCUGCACAGUGGCCAUUUUGUAUACAUUGGAAUACUGAAAGAGAUGACCCGGUUUAAAAUGGAAAUCUCUAUUAACCUUAAUUUUGGGCAUUAAUUAUAUUAUAUAUUUAUAUAUACA
Cuscuta europaea is the source of this 1327-nucleotide messenger RNA. The record is from the annotation of a GenBank genome assembly. Lineage: Eukaryota; Viridiplantae; Streptophyta; Magnoliopsida; Solanales; Convolvulaceae.